CGAUGUCAAGUCAAUUUUUACAAGAUUGUCAGUGGUAAAUAAAGGAAUCAAUAUCUUGUAAAUAAAUUUAUGUAUUAAUAAAAAACAAAUAAAGUAACGAAAUUUAUCUUCAUCCACUCCAACAAGUUUUGUUUAAAAUCCUGUGCUAUCCUACUAAAAUAUUAAGCAGAAGAAUAGUCAAUAAUAAAAGGGGAAUAAUGGUAACUGAAAUUUCGAAACUGUCUUUUCCAAUUGGGAAAUAUAUAGAAAAUUGUGUUCUCAUUUGUAAUGGAAUGUAAAUGAAAAUGGAUUUCAGUUCUCUUAAUCCUACAACUUCAAAUGCGCUGAAUUUAGCAGCAAGAAGCAAUGAUGUGGAGAAAGUCAAAAGACUGAUUAAAAAAAUCAACCCUAACUGCGUUGAUAAUAGAGGUUGGACAUGUUUGCACGAGGCUGCCGCUGCAGACAGCUACGAGAGUCUCUUGGUUAUCUUAAAUCAUCCUGAUUGUCGGCACUUAGCUGAAGACCAUGAAGGCUGUACAGCACUUCAAGUUGCUUGCAGUAAUGGUGCUUCCAUAAGAACAAUUACGGCACUCCUAGAUCAUGCACCAGAUAUAGCAAACUAUGGAACAUAUGAAAAUGUAACACCAUUGCAUAUUGCAAGUUGCCAAGGCAAUUUAGAUUUAGUGCAGUUACUCAUAGAGUAUGGUGCUAUGCUAGAUGUGCAGGACUUUGAUGGGCACACAGCUUUACAUGGUGCUGUAUUAGCUAAACAACCUGAAGCUGUGAAAAUAUUGUUAUGUGCAGGAGCUGAUCCUGAAAUCCGGGAUGAAUCUGACUUUACAGCAUUUCAUUUUGCUUGCUACAAAGGUUGCUUAGAGUCAGUGAAAGCAUUGUUGCCAUAUGUAAAUAAUAUAAAUCAAGUAUCAAUCAAUGGGGAUAGUCCAUUGAUGCUGGCUGUUAUAGGUGUUUGUGAUGAUGUAGUUUCAUAUUUAAUAGAAGUAGGAGCAGACAUACAUGUUAAAGAUGUUGAUAAUGAUAUGGCCUUAAACAUUGCAUUAAAAAGCGGGCACAGUUCUAUAUUCAAAAAGCUUCUGUUUGCAACUGAUAGAGAAAAAAUUAAUAAUGAUAUUAUACUUUACGCAUGUAAGCCACAUUACUUGAAAGUUGAUAUUCUUGAAAGUUUGCUAUCAUAUGACUUGGGACCAAAAUUCUAUGAUUUAGUGGAGCCCUUUCAUGUGGUGCUAGAGAAGAUAGGUAAUAUAAGGCCAACCUACCUCACCAGCGCUCCUCUGAAUUCAUACUUAAAUAUAUGUGAAUAUAUUUUUCAAAUGUCACCAAAAAGGUUUGAAGAAUACUUCUACAUAUUUCUCGCCAAUGGGGUUUCAGUCAAUUCAAUAAAUAUAAAUGAAUGCCCGCCACUUGUUUACUUACAUUAUACAACACAUUCAAGCUGUUUUACAGAGGUAUUCAAUAUACUCUGUUGUCAUGGAUGCAAUGUGGAUUAUUGUACUACUAAAUUACCAUCAAGCAAGGAAUUGUGUAUUCCUGAUGCAUUCAUAGCAUCGCUCACUUCAAAUCCUAGUACAAUACCAGUAAUGUUGCCGUAUAGUUUGGCCUGUGAUCCUGAUUUUCUCCUAAAAUUUGCCUAUCAAAAUAACAUACUACCAAGAAUACCAUUACAGGUGCAAGAGUACUUACUAGUGUUAAUAGGUGUUGAUUUGGACAAAACUACGGCUGAAACAUUGUCAUGUACUGUACUACCUUUGAAGCAUUUAUCCAGAAUAAAGAUUAGAGAGUCUCUAAGAAAUCAAUUGGGUAACAAAUUAUCAAGUCAACGUUAUCUUGAAGUUCUAAACACUUUAAAGAUACCACAAAUUAUUAAAGAUUAUUUACUGAGUGUGAUAAAAUGA
Papilio machaon (common yellow swallowtail) is the source of this 1889-nucleotide messenger RNA. RefSeq names its product ankyrin repeat and SOCS box protein 3. Gene Ontology annotation, molecular function: protein binding. The transcript has 4 exons. The record is from RefSeq and is a predicted model, not a curated record. Lineage: Eukaryota; Metazoa; Arthropoda; Insecta; Lepidoptera; Papilionidae. The coding region runs from base 279 to 1889 and encodes 536 amino acids.